AUGCCUGUGUCAACAACAUCAACAUCAACAACCCCUUCAUUUUCGUUUGGAAAAUCCACACCCGCCGCUGAAACUGCCGCAGCUUCAUCGACAGCAAAUUCUACACCGAAAUUCAGUUUCAUGAAAGCCGCAGAACAAGCAUCCACAAAUUCAUCAACCGGAGGAGCUUCUCGUUUCGGAAAUUCUGUAAAACCAGCCGAAACUGCUAAAACAACACCAAGUUUCAGUUUUGGAAAACAAACAGGUAAGAAUUACAAAUAAUUUUGUUUUUUUUUGUAAAUUUAUAUUUGCAAUUUUCAGAGGCACCAAAAGAAACCCCAAAGUUCUCCUUCGGUAAACAAGUGGAACACAAUUUCGGGUAUCGCAGUUGCAUUGAAACAAUGUUUGAGUUAAGAUUUCGUCACUUAUGGACAACAAAUUUUGAACAACGCCAAAGGAUUGACGGAAAAUUUGAAGAAUCAUGGAUAUACUUUGGCGACCGGUGGAACUGAUAAUCAUUUACUUUUGGUUGAUUUUCGGCCAAUUGUAAUUGAAGGAGCCAGAGCGGAACAUAUUUUGGAUUUCGCACAUAUUGCAUGUAAUAAGAAUACUUGUCCAGGAGAUGUUUCGACUUUGAGCCCAGGAGGAAUUCGAUUGCGAACACCUGCAUUGACAUCGCGUGGAUAA
Caenorhabditis angaria is the source of this 666-nucleotide messenger RNA. The record is from the annotation of a GenBank genome assembly. Lineage: Eukaryota; Metazoa; Nematoda; Chromadorea; Rhabditida; Rhabditidae.